This is a messenger RNA of Ornithodoros turicata, 1101 nucleotides long. Its product is annotated as putative nuclease HARBI1. The transcript has 4 exons. NCBI's taxonomy places the organism in Eukaryota, Metazoa, Arthropoda, Arachnida, Ixodida, Argasidae. The record is from RefSeq and is a predicted model, not a curated record. The coding region runs from base 1 to 1101 and encodes 366 amino acids.
AUGGCUGACGUCGUUAGUGUGAUUGCAGCUGCUCUUGUCGCUAGAAGCUUCAGACGGGAGCGAGUUUUUCGCUCGCCCGAGGAUGCUUUCGCAUACGACGAACAACAAUUUCGAGACUUGUUCCGUCUUCCGAAAGACGCCGUACGUGCGCUGUGUGAUGAGCUGCGCGACAUUCUCAGUCCGAGGACUGCGAGGAGAACAGCGCUUUCUGUGGAAGCUAAGGUGCUGAUCGCACUGCGGUUCUACGCAACAGGGAGCUAUCAAAGAUGUGUCGGGCAGGAGGUCACUAUUUCUAUUGUACAAUCUUGUGUCAGUGACUGCAUCAGCAGUGUCAGUAAGGCGAUAUGUGACCUCCUCCUGACGCGGUAUUGUAGUUUCCCGCGGACCGCGGAGGAACUGACGCACUUGAAGAUGGGCUUCACCUCAGUAUCGGGAAUGCCAGCCUGCAUAGGAGCCAUAGACUGCACGCACGUUGCCAUAAUUGGCCCGUCAGAGCCAACCUACAGAGAAUGUGUGUAUGUCAACAGGAAGGGGUACCACUCCCUGAAUGUGCAGAUGGUAUGUGAUACAGAGCUGUUCAUACUCAAUGUGAACGCAAGGUAUCCUGGGAGUUCCCAUGACUCUUUUAUUUGGAGGCAUUCCCUUCUUCGUGACCUUUUCAUAGGGGGCCAUAUCACAAAUGGCGAAGGUGGCUGGCUAGUUGGUGACAGUGGGUACCCGCUUGAACCAUGGCUUCUCACUCCAAUUCUUGGCGAACAACAGUCUCCUCAAGAAGAGAUGUUCAACAUGGCACAUGCACGUGCAAGAAUUUUUAUUGAGAGGUGUUUUGGGGUGCUAAAGUCAAGGUUUCGAUGCCUUCUGCGCUUUAGAGCACUUCAUUAUAGCCCCACCAAAGCAGCAUAUAUUGUCAAUGCUUGUGCAGUCCUUCACAAUAUAUGCAAGCUGUACCAUGUUCCAGACCCUGACCCUGAACCUGUGGAAGAUAUGCCACUGGAAAACAUGCAGGGCCUUAUGAGUGGGCACAUGCUCGACGGAAGUGAUGUAAGGGCUCGUGGGGCAGCGGUGAGGCAUUAUGUUGUGCAGUACCUUGCACAAAGGUGA